UGAUACGUAGAACGCGUAGGAGACGGUCAAAGGAUGAAAAAUAUGUAUUUUACCCCAGUUUAUUAUUGUAAGAGAAUUAAAAUAAAAUGGAAGUAAUGUAAAACGACGUGUGUUAACUUGACAAGGAUGCCAGUAGAUAUAAACAGAUUGACUGAAGGGUGGCUGGAACUGGAAAGUGACCCCGGAUUGUUUACACUACUUUUGGAAGACUUUGGAGUAAAAGGAGUACAAGUUGAGGAGAUUUAUGAUUUGCAGAAGUCGCUCGAAGGCCCUGUAUAUGGUUUUAUAUUUUUGUUUCGAUGGAUUGAAGAACGUCGUUCACGGAGAAAAAUUGUUGAUGAGAUAGACAGCUUUGUCAAGGAUGAAGAAGUUGUCAACAACAUAUUCUUUGCACAACAGAUGGUGCCCAACAGCUGUGCGACACACGCCCUCCUGUCGGUGCUGCUCAAUUGCCCCGACAUCCACCUGGGCGCCACGCUGAGCCGUCUCAAGGCGCACACCUCAGGAAUGUGCCCCGAGAACAAGGGUUGGGCCAUCGGCAACACUCCGGAGCUGGCCAAGGCACACAACUCGCACGCGAUGCCGCAGGCCAAGAGGCGCCUCGACAAGUCGUCGUCGUCCGGUGGGGUCAGCACGGGUCGCUACACUGGCGAAGCCUUCCACUUCGUCAGCUACGUCCCCAUCCACGGCAAGCUGUUCGAGCUGGACGGCCUCAAGCCGUUCCCCAUGGACCACGGCCCGUGGGGAGAAAAGGAAGACUGGACGGAGAAAUUCCGACGUGUGAUCACGGACAGGCUGGGCAUCACAGCGGGAGAACCGUACCACGACAUCCGCUUCAACCUGAUGGCGGUGGUCCCCGACCGGAGGAUUGCACUCACCCGCAAGAUCAAGAUGCUCAAGACCAACAGGCAAAUUGUGCUGGAAGCCUUGCAGCAGCUGGUGAAGCUGACACAGUCUGAGCAGCACCGACACCGGCAGCAGCGGGAGGAGGAAGGAGACGAGAAGCCGUCGGCAUCGGCAGUCACGGAGGACGAGGAGCGCGACGACGUGCCGGGUGGCGACGGAACCGACGGUGACGCGGAGGCAGACGGACUGUCGCCGGCACGCGACAGUGAGCAGUCCGGAGGCACCGACUGCAGCUCCCUGGAAGCUCCGGAGGGCAGCCCGGAGAAGGCCUCCGCCUCCCCCCAGCAGCGGCGGCAGCAGCGGCAGCAGCGGCAGCAGCAGCUGUGCCCACUCGACUAUUCGACGCCACUCACCAUCCAGAUAUCACCGGCACCCAGCAGCUCCAGCACCGACACCUCGUCCGAGGUUGGCUCCGCCUUCAACUCUCCCACACAAGUAUGCAACCUAGCGUAUAGUCCUCGAUUUAACAGAACAGGGUGGAGCUGGAACUCCGGGCAGAACAGCCCGACAUCUGCAAAGGACUUCAAGAAGUUCGUCGUCAUACGUGUGGGCGGGCCCAGCUCCGGAUCAUCCGAAGAGAAGAUGGACUCUCCCACAGGUAGCCGCGUCUCGCUGGUAGGUCCCGGCACAAAGCGGCCGUCGGGCGGUGGUGAUGCUGCGGUGCCGCCCGGCAAGAAGCUCUGCCCUGAAACUCCCGCUUCCUCGACCACCUCGCCCUCGUCUGCGUCGUCGACGCCUGCAGCUUCGCCCUCCCCUGGCCACUUCCCGGCUGGGUGCGGAGAGGUGCAGUCUGGGCCAGCUGACGGCACGUCAGUAGGGAGCGCUUCUGCAAUUGCCGCUACUGCUGUGGAGCACGAGAAAAAGGUGGAUUUGAAGAUGUGCAGCAAAUAUCCGGAGCUCUUUGAACCACAUAAAUUUGCACCAAAGGAUCUUCUCGCAUUACUUAAGAACUUGGAAAAUGAAAUUGGAGUGUGUGAGCUAAGUCUUCAAGAGGAAAAUGAUAAACGCAACAAGUACAAGGUGGACGACUGCCGGCGGACGCACAACUACGACGAGUUCAUCUGCACGUUCCUGUCAAUGCUGGCACAGCAGGGGCAGCUGGCGGACCUUGUGCUCCAGCACCAGGUGCAGCAGCACAAGAAGUCGCCGGCACCCGCUCGCACGCUCCAGAGGCCGCCCAAGAAGGUGGAGGCGACCACACCACCGACACCACCAGCUGCACGGCCAUCGCCAACUCGCCGCCGACGGGGGGCGCGCCAAGUACCGCCGGCGCAAGUGAGUGGCGGGGUGGCGGCAGGAUCGGGCUCGCACCUGGAGGCAGCGAGUGGGCGACCCGCAGCUCGUCGGAGUCACUACUCCGGUGCUGACACUCUACUCGAGAGGCGUUCCGUGGGAGUGCUCUGCGGGACGCCUCCUACGUGACCGCCCACAUUGUCGUGCCUGUCUGUCGACUCUGCCUCGUGCAAUUCGAUAAAUCUGUAUAGGCACAUAAUGUAAAAUUAAGUUUGUUGUUUUGUGUCAUUUGUAUCAAUUUUCUUGAUGUACGGCUGACCUUAAUGCUUUAUUUUGUACUAGUUUACUUUAAAUUUGUGGAAGACUGCGUAUUUAUUUGAGCAUCUGUAAGUGGUCUGUAGUUAAUUUCUGUGAGAAUGCACCAGUUGGUGACAGUUUGCAGUAGUGUGUAUCUUAUAUGGUUAUCGAAUUCUCACAUUUCCAAAAUGUGCCCCUUUGAUGGUAUAUACUUUUGUUGUAAGUGACAGAAUAUGGGGAAGAGUGACUGAAGUGAAAUAAAGGAGGGGGAAGGGAGGCAAUAUUUGCAGGCAUACUCGAGCAUUUGGCAUCACUAACUGCAUUAAUAUCAGUCAUUAACUAUCGUUGCCAGAGUGUACCGGUGGUUUGGGUUUUGUCAGUGACUUCAUUAGUUUUUUAAAAGUUGAGAUCUCAGUUUUGAGUAACUAACAGUUUUGUGUGGCUUCUCUGUGCAGUCCUGCAUUCCAGCUUCACAUAUCAAUUUAGCUACCCUAUUUAGUCCACUGUGAAAUUAUUGUUGCCACAGAAUUGACAGUUAUUUGUGAACUUGGAACAAACAGAAAUGGAAUGCUAUGUUUAAUCAUUCCCUUCUGUUCCACCGGAGAGAGUGAGAUGUCACAGUGUUUACGGCCUCCUUCUUACCCUUUUUUUGGGGGGGGGGGGGGGGGGGUGCCGUCUGCUGGGUUUCAUACGGUUCCCUAUAAUCACUCGAGAUAAAUGUCUGGCCAAUUCCCGCGCCUAGUGACCUCACCUUGAGGAGGAGGACGCUAAAUUCUCACUGUCCCACAUGUGCCCUUAACUCAUGGUUGUGUACCUGGCAGAUGCUGCCAGUAUAAAAAGUUCUCAUAUUUGUCAGUGGUAGCUGUGUAGCAACGUGAAAGAUAAAGAUGUAUACGAACAUGUAUUGGUAUGACUGUACAGAGACUUACCCUGUGCCCAACCCAGACGGUACUCACAUAGUAACUACAAGUUUCUGGUAAGUAGCCAACUGAGAGUUACUCUGUUAGUAAAUUAAGCUCUAUAGUCAUUACCUCCUUAGCUUACACCACCAUUUUAAAUGUUGUAUUAUCGGCAGUUUCAUUACUUUGCAUUUUGUAAUAAAUGCUGUAGUUCUGCGCACUCAGACAAUAGCAAAAUUACAUGUAUGUUUAUAAACUGACUUUAGUCUAAUUACAACAGGAAAUAAGGCAUUUGUGAAUAGAGAGAGAUCUUUCAAGUCCUAGAACAAUAUUAGAUGUGUUACCUUCGUGUGUAAAUGCAGUUUUUUAGUUACAGAUCACAGAAGCCAAGAAUUUAGGAAAUCUCACAGACACACAGUACCGAAACGUUUGAUACAGUUUGAAGGUCUGAUAAUGUUAGUUUUGAGCAACUCAUUCAGAACAUCACAUGUUAGCGGUGUAUUAAUUUAUAUUUGUUAGCACUCAAAUCCCUGUUGUUACUGGAAGCGGCUGAGCUGGAUAUUAUAUAAAAGCAAUUAGUUUAAGAUUUAAGAGUAUUUAACAUCAUUCCAGUGUUGUAGAGCUAAAUUUCAUGCUGAUGAUUGUUUAUUUUUAUUGUCUGUUGAUCGUAAAAUAAAGAAUUUUAUA
Messenger RNA from Schistocerca cancellata (South American locust), 4022 nucleotides. It is a transcript of the gene calypso, whose product is annotated as ubiquitin carboxyl-terminal hydrolase calypso. The record is from RefSeq and is a predicted model, not a curated record. The coding region runs from base 127 to 2328 and encodes 733 amino acids. NCBI's taxonomy places the organism in Eukaryota, Metazoa, Arthropoda, Insecta, Orthoptera, Acrididae. Gene Ontology annotation, molecular function: cysteine-type deubiquitinase activity. The transcript has 13 exons. Gene Ontology annotation, cellular component: cytoplasm. Gene Ontology annotation, biological process: protein deubiquitination; ubiquitin-dependent protein catabolic process.